AUGACGUCUGCCACGAGAUUUUGCCACAUACUGGUGUCACAAGUACCUCCGUUCCACGACAGACUUCUAGGCAUUGCAUGCGACAUUCGUGUAUCGGCAUCAAGCCAGAAGGGUCACCCCCUCAUUCUUCGUAUCCGCGAGCCGGUUUGCACCAAUCGAAAUUCAUUUUGCCAAGUGAAUCUGGAUCUGGGACCCGGUUGGAUUCCUCGAAACACAGCCAGAUUACCGUCUAUAAUGAAGGACACCAGUCUGAUUGAAUGCAAGCGAGACCCCGUCGACGCGUCACCUUUUCGAAGUUACUUUUUGGACUGGAACAAUGGAUUUUUGGUUGGAUUGGAUCAACUCGACGGUUACGUUUAUGCUUCCCGUUUGACCUACGCCCCCGUUGAUGAAGUGGACCCAACACUGAUCAACCAGGAGCAUGUGGAGUACAAGAGAGACCGCGAACGCAAGCUGACCAAAUCGAUACACAGCACAGACAAUUCUUUUACUCGAACUGAGAAACGACCUUCGUUGAUCGCGUGUCGUGUGAAUCAACCGACCUCAAACACAUACCCGGAUCCCGAUGUACUGCAAUUGAUUUUGUCCGAACGAUCCACAUUACGGAACUAUCCUGGUAACAAUACAAUCAGUGUGAAUCUACUGGUAGUACCCGCACGAAUCGGAAGUACACACGAUAUGAUUACUACGUUACGGACUAUCACAAACGAGUUGGAACGACAAAGAUCGGGCAAAAAUGUGACAGAUCCGAUCGAAUUGACGACGGAUAUGCCCCCAGAAGGGGCGGAUGAUGCCGACUAUGAUGGAUCGAAUGAGCUUCACGCGUAUCCCGAGGUUUCCGCAUUACUCGUGGUUAAACCGGUUCAGUGUCGUGCGAUUCCCGGACACUUUAUUCUCAGUUGCUAUCGCCGAGAAAUUGAAUUUACAUGGAUACCUCCACAAUUGCCGAUCAAGAAGGCCAUGAUCAAAUUCAAAGAGGUAUUAUACUUGAGCAAAAUGUGA
Molecule: messenger RNA, 1002 nt
Organism: Echinostoma caproni
Lineage: Eukaryota; Metazoa; Platyhelminthes; Trematoda; Plagiorchiida; Echinostomatidae
Source: the annotation of a GenBank genome assembly